Molecule: messenger RNA, 1737 nt
Organism: Cavenderia fasciculata
Lineage: Eukaryota; Evosea; Eumycetozoa; Acytosteliales; Cavenderiaceae
Exons: 1
Coding region: 1-1737 (578 amino acids)
Biological process (GO): regulation of DNA-templated transcription
Molecular function (GO): zinc ion binding; sequence-specific DNA binding
Source: RefSeq, a predicted model, not a curated record
AUGAAUCCGAUUAGCAGUAACAUCACUAUCACCAAGAGUAAGAGAGGAGGAGGGGGAGGCGUAGACGAGAUGGACAUUGACAGGAACAACUUGGUGAAUCCAAUGAAUGGAAACACACUCAAAAUACCAGUAGAGACAGAUACUACAAAGAAUCGCCCUCGAUCUCCUACAAUCCAUCGGAAAAGGCUAGUAUUUGAAGAGGCUGACAAUUUGGUGGAAGAGUCUUAUGAAAUAGACAUGGACCAGAAUUUCGUAGAGGAGGCGGAAGUGGAGGAGGAGGAGGAAUAUCCAUCAUCGGUCAGAUAUCCACCCGAUCCAGGAUCAGACACUUACAACAUGAUGAGACAAAGAGAAGUUCUCGAUCAAGUAAAAGCCAACACCGUACAAGUGAUAGAGGUGAUCGAUAAUUUUCAAAGGUUAAGGUUAAAGUCAAACAUCAAGCCAACCAAAGGGGAUCUUGUGGCAACUGUCGAUGAUGCUUUGGCAAUGACAACCUCGAUAGUAUCUAUCCUUGAAUACUAUAUGGAUGAGUUGAUGGAUCAAAUGACGCAACCACCAAUGCCAGUCAUCUCUACAUCGCCGCCACCGUCAUCGACCAAAACUAAAAAGACAAAGACUCCUUCAUCACCAUUUACAUCUGGACGUACCCAACCCCAAACUUCAACCUCCACUGCCAAUACUGCUACUACAACUAGUUCACCUCCCAACAUGUUUGUGAUAUCUUCUCCAAAUGUAUCUCUUCUACAAAGACCAUCUCAACCACCUUCCAUUUCACCACCAACCUUGGUCAAAAUGAAUACAGAAUCAUCAUCAUCACCAUCAAUACCUCAAAGAGGUCAAACAGUUAAAGCCACCAAUUCUAGUCCAUUAAUGCCCAAGAGUACCAAUGAAUCUUCAGGUUCAUCAUCGAGAGCUCCAACCCCACAAUUUAUUACUGAUGACAAUGUCUCAGACCAACAAACCACCACAACCACCACCACCACUACCAGCACAACAAGUUCAACGAGUACAUCAACAACAACAAAGGGUAAAUCAAAUCCAGCUAAACCAAGCCCAUCAACAAAGAAAAAAAGAGGUAGACCACCUCAAGAAAGACCACUGAGUUGUGCACUAUGCCAAAGGACAACGACACCGGAAUGGAGAAAAGGAGAAAAUGGUGUAGACCUGUGCAAUGCUUGUGGACUCCAACAUAUGAAAAGAGUCAAAAAAGAAAAGGAAUCAAAACAAAAACACAGUCUUGAUAUUGUCAUCAAUGAUCCACCCUCUCCACCACCACCACCACCAACUAAAAAGCCAUUAGACAACAAUAAUAAUAAUAAUAAUAAUAAUAAUAAUAAUAAUAAUAAUAAUAAUAAUAAUUCUAAAAAACAAAAGAAAUUGUUGGAUUUAAAUAUUAUUACCCCACCAACAACGAUAACAACAACAACAACAACAACAACAAAUAAUAGUGAAUAUAAUCAAAAUAAUAAUGGUUUAGUACAACCACUAGGUCCCAAUUUGUACAAUGGUUCUUCAUCGUUGUUAAUAUCGCCACCAACAUUAAAAAGGGUAGCUUCUCCUUCUCCUCCUCCGAGUUCGGCAAAUGGUCAAAACAACCAUCCCAGAAUCCUAUCCUCAUCUUCACCAUCCAUCACCACCACCACGACUAUUAAUUCCCCAGUAACCAGUCCAACAAUGACUACUACCCCAUCAUCAAUCCAAACAACCACAAACCAAAAUAUAAAUAAAAAGAUUUAG